Molecule: messenger RNA, 867 nt
Organism: Liolophura sinensis
Lineage: Eukaryota; Metazoa; Mollusca; Polyplacophora; Chitonida; Chitonidae
Product: vascular non-inflammatory molecule 3-like
Exons: 2
Coding region: 1-867 (288 amino acids)
Source: RefSeq, a predicted model, not a curated record
AUGGCAGACUUUAGCCUGAAAGAAAACUUCAAGACACGCAACCGACGACGUAAGUGUAACGGCCACUCAUUACAGAAGACUUCCAAUACGCUGACAGGAGUGGAGCGUAAGCCUCCAGUACAAAUACGUAGUGCGGCGCACUGGAUAGAGUCAAGUUUAGCUUUGAGGCUGGUGUUGAUCCUAAAACUUGCGCAAAUCCUACUAGGAGACCCCGUGAAUCAUAAAAGGUUUCUCUUUACAAAACCAUCGCUGAAACCGCCCCUGGCAAUACAACAGCCGACUUACAAAGCCGCUGUGUAUAACCACAAGCUCGUGCGCCCAGUUCACGUGAAGUCCAGGACAGAAGCUCUGGCGGUGAUAAACAAAAACUUGGACAUCUACGAGAAGCAAGCUGCUAAGGCAGGAUCUAAGGGCGUCGACAUCUUGGUGUUUCCUGAAGAUGGGUUGUAUGGUGGGGCAAUCUUGCAAAGGAUAAAUAUGUACCUGUUCCUAGAAUCGGUUCCAGAUCCAAAGGAGGUCAUUUGGAACCCUUGCGUUGAGAAGAACCGGUUUGCCAACACCGAGGUUCAGCAUCGGUUGAGUUGUAUGGCCAGAAACAACUCGCUGUACAUCGCGGCCAAUAUGGGAGAUGUCCACCACUGUAGUAGAGCCUCGGAUACAUCAUGUCCUCGAGAUGGUCGAUACCAGUACAACACAGACGUCGUCUUCAACCCACAUGGUACCUUGAUCGUCCGCUACCACAAACUAAACUUGUUCUUUGAAACCGACUUCGAUUACCCUCCUAAAGCCGAACUGGCAACCUUCGAUACACCCUUUGGUCGUUUCGCCGUUUUCACUUGCUUUGACAGUCUGUUUCACGACCCGUGA